GGUGUGUUCAAAUGUUCGGCAGCGCAGCAUUACAAGAGCUACUGUAGCUAACUAACAACUAACUAGCCCGCUGAAUCCAGACUAAAGAAAGGCACAGAGACAGUGCAACUCAAACCACUUCCUGCUUUUGGAGUAACUAAAGCUAAUUCAUGUCCUGAUCUCCUCCACAAGCUAUGGUUGCUAACGUUAACAAACAACUCUCUUGUUACUGAAGCUGCUGGCUACCUAGCAUCCCGGAGACCACAGGGGAGCACAACGAGAAGACAUUUCUCUUCCAGAGCUACUGGAGCUAUGGUGGCUAACCAGGCAGAGGUCGUGUAAUACUGGAGGUAUGGUGGCUAACUAACUAGAGCUUGUGUAAUACUGAAGCUAUGGUGGCUAACUAACUAGAGCUAGUGUAAUACUGAAGGUAUGGUGGCUAACUGACUAGCCGUCGCACUCAAGAGAAACUCAAGGAGGUGAACCGGGAUCUAUUCAGCCGGGAUAUCGGAGUCUCCCUGCGGAAUGACGGUGCUACAAGAACCCGUCCAGGCUGCGGUGUGGCAGGCCCUGAACCACUAUGCUUACAUGGACGCGGUGUUCCUGGCUGAGCGGCUCUACGCUGAAGUGGGCUCGGAGGAGGCCCUGUAUCUGCUGGCCACCUGUUAUUUCCGCUCGGGGAAAGCGUACAAGGCCUACCGCCUGUUGAAGACUCACACCUGUUCUACACCGCAGUGCCGAUACCUGCUGGCCAAGUGCUGCGUGGACCUCAGCAAACUAGCAGAAGGAGAGCAGGUCCUCACAGGAGGCGUUUUAAAUAAACAGAAGAGUCAAGAUGACAUCAUCACAGAGUUCGGAGAUUCCGCCUCUUUCACCCUCUCAUUGCUGGGACACAUAUACUGUAAGACGGAUCGCGUCGCCAAAGGAUCUGAAUGUUUUCAAAAGAGUUUAAACCUCAACCCGUUCCUCUGGUCUCCAUUCCAGAGUCUCUGUCAUCUAGGGGAGAAGCUGGAUCCAGAUCAGGUCUUCAGGCUGUCCUCUCUGCACAUCCCUGUGGCCCCGCCUCCUCCAAUAAGCCCCGCCCAGAACCCCUCCCAUCGCCUAGACACCGCCCUGAUGGAGACGCCACAGGACACUCUGGAGUUGAACCGGUUGAAUCUUGAAUCAUCCAACGGGAAGUUGACCUCGGACUCCACGGUUUCGUACAUCGACUCCUCGCUCAUCUCCCCUGAUCCCUGCUCCUUAUUGGCUAAUUCCGUUUCAAUGGGAUCAACUGGUUCUCUAUUGGGCAAGCCGAACAAACCUAAGAGUGGGCGGAGCUUAUUGGGAGGACCGGCAGCCCUCAGUCCACUUACCCCCAGCUUUGGAAUCCUGGCCCUGGACCCGAGCCCCGGGGAUCCCGGGUACCUCCAGAACUACUCCGGUUCUCUGGACGCCCAGCAGACCGCGCCCAGCAAGAAGUCUGUGUCUAGGAUCGGUCCGUCCAAGUCGGUCUUCGGCCAGAGUGGAAACGGAAGAGAGGUUCUCCCAAUCCCCUUCAGCCAAUCACAGGGCUCCGCUCCGCACAGCAGCACCAGCCCCCAGGUUCUGAGUCCCACUCUGGUCGCUCCGCCAAACAUCCAACCCAGACGCUCCACACGACUGUUCACAAGUGCUAGCUCUACUGCCAAGGAGAACAGUAAGAAGCUCAAGAUGAAGUUUCCAACCAAGAUCCCCAACAGGAAGACGAAAUGUAAAGCGGCCAAGACGGCCAACAGCAACCUGAACGAGAGCCUGGACAUCCUGAAGCUGGACUCCUCCAUGAACGACAGCAAGGGCCUGUCCACACCCGGAUACCAGAGCAUCACCCUGCAGAGAGCUGCUACAGACAUGGUUCUGUACAUGCUGCGGGAGCUGGGCCGAGGCUACCAGGCCCUGUGCUGCUAUAACUGCCAGGAGGCGAUCAGCAUCCUGUCGUCGGUCCCCGCUCACCACUACAACACGGGCUGGGUGCUCACCCACAUCGGGAGGGCCUACUUCGAACUGGCCGAGUACACACAGGCGGAGCGUGUCUUCAGUGAGGUUCGUCGCAUCGAGGCGUAUCGGGUGGAGGGGAUGGAGAUCUACUCCACCACCCUGUGGCAUCUCCAGAAGGACGUAGCGCUGUCCGCCCUGUCCAAAGACCUGACCGACAUGGACCGUCUCUGUCCCCAGGCCUGGUGCGUAGCGGGGAACUGCUUCAGCCUCCAGCAGGAGCACGACAUCGCCAUCAAGUUCUUCCAGCGUGCCAUCCAGGUUGAUCCAGGAUUUGCCUACGCCUACACGCUGCUGGGUCACGAGUUUGCGCUGACUGAAGAGCUGGACCGCGCCCUCGCCUGCUUCAGGAACGCCAUCAGAGUCAACAACAGACACUACAAUGCCUGGUAUGGACUUGGGAUGAUUUACUACAAGCAGGAGAAGUUCAGUCUGGCUGAGAUCCACUUCAAGAAGGCCUUGAGCAUCAACCCCCAGAGCUCAGUGAUGCUCUGUCACAUCGGGGUGGUCCAGCAUGCGCUGAAGAAGUCGGACAGCGCCCUGGAGACGCUGAACAGAGCCAUCGGCAUCGACCCCAAAAACCCGCUCUGCAAGUUCCACCGCGCCUCUAUACUCUUCGCCAACGACAAGUACAAGGCGGCGUUACAGGAGCUGGAAGAAUUAAAGCAGAUCGUCCCUAAAGAGUCUCUGGUCUAUUUCCUCAUAGGCAAGGUCUAUAAGAAGUUGGGUCAGACCCAUCUGGCUCUGAUGAACUUCAGCUGGGCGAUGGACCUGGACCCCAAAGGAGCCAACAACCAGAUCAAAGAAGCCAUCGACAAGCGCUACCUACCAGAGGACGAGGAGCCCGUCACUGAAGACUUUUUAUACGACUCUGCAGACGUGGAAGAGAGCAGUAUGACGGAUGCAGACGACAGCCAAUUACACACGGCGGAGAGUGAUGAUGUCCUCUAGCCCCGCCCCCAAGCCCUCUAGCCCCGCCCACAAGCCCUCUCAACCACUGCAGUAGCUUAACUUCCUGUCUGUUGCCUGGAAACGGAUAAGUCAACAUUCUAACAGGAAGUAGCUGGGCCUACUGUAUGAUGUCAUCAGUCCUGAAUCAUUUGACCUGCGUUUGACCCCAACCUCUGAACUCCUCCUGCGAUGUGAUUGGCUGAACCAGAAGGACAGACUGCUGCUAUUCCUGUUUCAUCCUUUAGCUCCGCCUCUUUCUCUGCUGUCUGUCGACUUCUUUUAUAUUUUCUUUUUAUCAUUUAAAUAAAAACCAGUGAUGUGAUUCUCUUAUUGCUCAAAAGUAACUUUUAUCACUUUGUAUGUACAACUUUUACAUUUGAAAUAUACUCUUCCAAUACUAUGCUGUUACAUAUGUACACAUACGUCACAACAGUCUUAAGCAAAGGGAGAAGUCGAAAGAGCAUGAUAUCACCUCUUUAAACCCAGCAGCAGACGGCUUCUAACGGUGCGUAUCACAGACCGUGGAUGUACUUCCUCUCGCCUCGUUAUAGUAUAGGGGGAGUCAUUACCUGCAUGACCACCGGGUGGUGCUAUAACCAAAGAUAAAGGAUUUAAACACGGAACUACAUCGGGAAGAAAAUAUACGACCCUGGAGGUCCUGCGCAGCAUGUUGGGUGAGAUAUAAUGAUUUAAAUUAUAUAACCAUUCAAGGAUAUAUUAUGUUAUCGUUAGGGUUAUAUGGGUAGGUUGAUAUAAUUGUUUAAAUUAUAUAACCUUUUAAGGAUAUAUUAUGUUAUCAGGUCUCCAAUUAAGCUACUGUUUAACAACUAAAAGUGUAUUAGUUAUUGGUUUUUAGUAUGUUGUUGAACUUGUUAAUGCGGUAAGGUUCUUACAUUUUCUCCAUCCCCAGUCUCUCGACUCUCAGCCACACUAACCAUCCUUCCACUCAGUGGCGGUUGGUCUAUAGAGAAAUAUUCACUUGAAUAUAUCUGCCAACUAUUAUCAAUACGGAAUAAAUCAACAAAAAUACAUAGCGUUUAUCCUCGUUUAAUUGUGUGACAUGCUUGUCACUGCCAGCAACCAUUUAAAUGCAUCUGAACGUCAAUGUUUUGGGCUAGGUUUGUUAUUGGUCAUUCGAAAUAAAGCCCUCCUCCAAGUCAGGGGCGCUGGCCACGUUGAAGUCAAAUGUAAGCUCGCUAACUUUUUGCUUUCUGUCAAGCAGAGACAGCUUUUCAUUGGCGCAAGAAAAUUCGCACUCGGGUCGCACCAGUGUGCGCCCCAGGCCAAUGGUAUCGCUUUUCUUUUUUGUUUUCACCACUUGAUUGGAAAAUUCAGCGAAUCAAUCAAAUAGCCUACCUCCCUCAGCAGCAUUCGCGCAAAACAACUACAUGUAGAGAGGAGAUAGAUCGCUAACUAGCAUAGUGUUGUGAGCACUUUCCACCCUUUUCAGCGGAGGAAUUGGACUCCCCAAGCAAUGUUGUACUUAAAAGGAGCAAGUAAGUUACAUAUUAAUUUAGUCUUUUGGCCUGUAGCAUAUAAACAAAAUGAAGCACCUGUCCAUUAUUUCUAACUGCAUUUGAAGUAGACAUUGGGACUCACAAAAUGGACGCUAUAGGACAGUGAUCUUGAUUUGUCUCAAUAUCAGAAUAACAACAAUGGGUCAAAUAGCAAUGGCUGGUGGAAUGGCCAUAAAGUAUGGCCUAAGCUUGUCCAGGCCCUGCAAGUCAGGAUGAAGGCUAUGAUUCUGAAUGAAUAGUAGGUAAAUAGGUAAUACGGCCAUCCCCCAACAUGCACCAGAAUACAGGAAAUCAAAUCUAUUAAUUUAAAAAAAAUUAUGAAUGAAACGAGAUAUGAAACAGCAAACAGAUACUGGGAUACAAGUUUAUUAAGAUUAAAAGUUAUGGCAUGUCUCUCUUAAAUGAUUACUAGUACUGCAGUAUUACUACUGGUACUAUUGCUACUAGUAUUAUACUAGUAGUACCACUAGAAAUAGCACCAGUAGUACUACUGAAGCAGUUUUCUCUUUCCGUAGAACUA
This is a messenger RNA of Gadus chalcogrammus (walleye pollock), 4980 nucleotides long. RefSeq names its product cell division cycle 27 (gene cdc27). Bases 505 to 2943 code for a protein of 812 amino acids. The transcript has 20 exons. NCBI's taxonomy places the organism in Eukaryota, Metazoa, Chordata, Actinopteri, Gadiformes, Gadidae. Gene Ontology annotation, biological process: cell division. The record is from RefSeq and is a predicted model, not a curated record. Gene Ontology annotation, molecular function: protein binding.